Molecule: messenger RNA, 1848 nt
Organism: Tarenaya hassleriana
Lineage: Eukaryota; Viridiplantae; Streptophyta; Magnoliopsida; Brassicales; Cleomaceae
Product: pentatricopeptide repeat-containing protein At2g27800, mitochondrial
Exons: 3
Coding region: 64-378 (104 amino acids)
Source: RefSeq, a predicted model, not a curated record
GAGGUUUAGGGAUGAGACCAAGGCCAAAAUUGCAGAGACAGUUGAAGAACGAGAGCGGCAAACAUGGCAGCAAUCGGCGUCGCCGGAAGGUCUACGCUUCUGGGUCCGAUUCUCAGAACAGCAACGGCAAGAACUUCAAUCGCAUCGAGAGCUAGAUUCUCCGUUCCGAACCCUAAUUCGGCAUCUGCUCGCUUGAACUCUUCUUCUCUUCGUCAAGCCCGAACCGAAGUCUCUGCUUCCAGGUUUUUCCGGCGAGAACUGAGCACCCAGCAGCCAUUUUAUAGCGUCGUCGCUUCUGCUUGCCUCGUUUCGAAGCUCCCCUCUGAUGUCACCGCCUCCUAUGAAGGUAGGUUUGCAAACUAUGUCAGUCCCAUCUAGAAGCAACAGGUUUGCGAGAUGAAUGGCUUCACCUUUGGUUUCUUUUACGCUAUUUUGGUGUUUUCAAGAGAGAAAAACUCAGGUUCUUGCAUAUUAAAAUUGUUAGACAUGUUUGGAAGCCGAAAAUGUAUUUCUCGGAGGUUACUUACUUGGAUCUGGUUUCAAUUUUUUUAGUCAAAUGAUACUCAACAAAAGUUGUUCUCAGAAUAUACCAUAAUCCUCUCUGCAGUUUCGGGGAAAUAAAGAUCAUUUUCUUCGGUGAAACCUUUACUUUCCUGCCAGAUUAUGUGUUGCAUUCUUUACACAACCAGAUUUCAGAUUAGAUACUGAGGCUCUUAUCUCUGGCAUCUUGGAUCUGCUGUAAGUUAAAUGCUGACCUACUUAGAGUAGCCAAAUGCUCAUGAAAUUAUAGCUAAAAUAUGAAAGGGUGAAGGCUAAAGAAGGGAAUAUAUUGUGCUUCAUAUGUUAUUUGCUUCGUGUAUCUCCAAGUAACAGCACUAUGAUCCUAGAAAUCUCAUUGAUACUAUUAUACUUUACGUUAUUUCUCGAAGUGUGGUCGGAUUUAGGCCAUAUAUGGUGGGUUAUGUAGAAAGAGCUUCAUGGCUACCGAUAUUUUGAUUUUGUGGAAUACCCAUUAUUAAAAAAGGAAAGAAAGAGAGAUCCUUUCUCUGGUCUAAUCAGCAAAAACCAAACUUGUGUCUGGUUGUUAUCAUACCUGUCAAUGCUUGUUGUUUCUGGAUUUAGGCAAUGAUUCUUGCGUGCUGUUUGGAGAUUCCUGAAUAUAUCUGUCCCCAGAAGAAAGUUGCAGUUCUACGGUAAAGAAGGCUUCUGCUUGGACCGCUUGGUUCUUUUUCAGAUAUUGACAGCUCUGCUUUGGUGUGAAUCAUGGUUUAGUCAUUGAUUCUUGUUCAUGAACGAUAAGUUUAACGGGUAUGUGUUCCACAACGUUAGGAAAAGUUGUUUUGUUGAUAGAAUUCUGGGAAUUUUCUGCUUAGAUCUCAGGUUCAGCGGUUCAUCUGAUGCAUUAGGAAUCUUGGGUACUUUUCUUUCAGAUCGAUUUUCUUUCUUCUCUUUUCUUGGGACCAUUUUGAUACCAAAAAAACCAGUGUGUCAUUUAGCCGCUGAGUCUUUAUCUUGCAGGAUUCACACUUCUUCCCUUUGUUGUCAAUAAAGAACAGUUUGGUGCACAAAGCAUCCCGUUGAGCGGGGGUCCGGGAAGGUCCGGGGACCUGGAAGAGUCCCACCAAGAGGGUGUAUUAUAUGCAAAGCUUACCUUAUAGAAAUAUUCUGCAAGAGGCUGCCUCCAAUAUUCGAACCGUGACCUCUAGAGUACAACGACAACACACCAAUACUUCCCUUCUUUGUUGCCAAUGUUUUUGGGGAAAAAAAAGUUAUUCAGUUGGUUUUCCAUUUUUCAUCAUCUAAAUCUUUCUUAAACCACAAUCUAAAGUUUGAUUGAAUUUGGAAUUU